ACGCGCAAGUGGUGCGCUUGAGCGUUUGCUCAAAGGUUGUUGUUUCAUGAAUUAGGGUCUUCUAUGAUCGGGGGCCCAUUAAUCGACGUGCAGUUUCAGAAAACUGCACCUUAGCCGGAGUGUAUGAUUGUCGAGCGGUCCAGCGUAUCGCCUAUGCACAAGAGGUGAUGGCAUCCUUCCGUCAGGUGAAUGAGCGACAUGUGUCGGCUGAAGUGGAGCUUAUGCUGUGGUCACCUCGACUGGAUCUCAUUGCUCUCGCACUAAAGCAAGGUGAUGUGGCACUGCACCGACUCUCAUGGAAGCGUGUCUGGCUACGUACACCUCCUGAUGGCAAGGAGCGUGAUGUCGCUGUGUGGAGUCUGGCUUGGAGGCCUGAUGGCAAGAUACUUGCCAUUGGCUAUAGCACAGGGACCAUCAUUCUCUGCAAUGUGGAGAAUUCAGACAUAGUGCACACGCUAGUUCUAUCUGUCGGGGUUACGUGCCUCUGCUGGUCAAGUGAUGGCACCACAGCAGAAGACUCCGAACUGCAGUCACGCUUACUGUUCCGCGAUUUCUCCUCUGCAUACCUGCCAAAGUUACCAAAGCUCAACAAGAGCUAUGGCUGCACAUCAUCAAUGAAGUUAAUUGAAGAGAAUGCGGAUGACUGCAAGAUGCUCAAGGAACAGGAAGACUUCAACAUUCUUGUUGUAGGCCUAGCCAAUGGUAGUGUUUCCCUGUAUGCAUAUGGUGUGCUCCUCUGCCUUGACUUUGAAGUGACACUCGGAGACUGUACUGGGGAGCGCAAAGAGGUGGUGUCUGCAUGGCUGUCAGACACUUUCAGCAAGCUUACUGUCACCAUUGAGAGUGAGAGAGAUGGCGCCGGCAAGUUCAUGUGCCUGCACGUGUACAACAUGCCACUGUUGCGAGACAAAUGGGGAGAGCUUCGUCUAGUGGCCCUAAAAUAUGGACAAGUGGCCUCACUGGCAACAUACCUAACCAGUACUAUAAGCUCCAUUAAGGAAACCUGGGAGGACAUUCUCCUUGAAGUGGACUCAAAACUUGCCAACUAUGCCCAGGAAAAGCGGCGUACGUCCAGUGGCACUGUCAGUGACGAUUUUCUUGAACUGCUCAUGUUUGGCACACCAUCUGAUGCACUCGAGAAGUUCCUGGUGCAUGACCUCACGGAGAAGGGCCUGAAGAAACUGGGCCACUCCAUUGAGCUCUGCUACUCUAAUGUUCAGAAGUAUGUUUUGAAACAGCUGCAGGGUGUUACGCAGGCCAUCUACUUUCAUCUGGCCGACCUUCAGGGCAUGGCUCGGUGGGAGGACAGGUUUGGAGCUCUGGGACUGCGCAGCGAAGCUGUUACCAAUGCCCUUGGAUGCACAGGUUCCUUUCUUCUCAAGGUGGCAGAGUUGCUGCAGGUAAUUGAAGUGAGCAUCCGCAACUUUAAAGCUUUCUUCCGCUGGCUGUAUGUGGUCAUCCUGCGGCUCUCAGAUGACACUGUUCCACCUGAGGUGACCCGCAUCUCACAACAAGAGAUUGUAUUUGUUGCGGAGUUCCUCAAGGAAAACUUUGCAGUGGAGUGGAGCGAGGAGAAUAGGUUGUCGUUUAGCCUGGAAAGAGUUGGUCAGUACCAAGAUGAUCCGUUGGUUUUCCCACUGCCCGCACACCUGAAUGCCUGGCUUAAAUUUCUGGAGCAGAACCCAGCCGUGCUGAAGUUGGUCAUCCCCCACAACUCCAAGAGCUCACUCGUUCAAGAGCACAAACAUCUUGAGCAGGCAGCUGAUGCAUUUGUGGGUAUCACGGAUGCCCUUAGACCUUGUGUUUCAAUGGAGUCGCGCAUCAUGCUUGCUGCUAUGGUGCACCCUGAAAGGCUCUCUGCUCUGUCACAUGUGACUUCAAGCAAAGAUGACUGCAUCUACACCUCGUUCGUACCAUGCCGCACUACGGGACAGGACCUCUACUUGGUCAAACACGCGACAGCAACUGGAAACUUUCUCGUGGCCCGGCUUUACUUCCACAAAUUUCGACACAUUGCAGAUGAAGGCGAUGCAACGUGCUAUGUCGUCCUUGAUGCUCAAUUCUAUAAUGAAGAGGUUUUGUCAGUUUUGUUGUGCAGGGAAGGAGAACACACAGACUCUAAUGUUCCUUUGCUUGUUCAACUGGGCCUCAAGCAUGUACAGAACUUCUUCAUACCUUUGCAAAGAUAUGCAUCCCAUCAUGUGGCACUUUCCGACAUGGGUAUCCAGGCCAUCGAUGCCGCAAGUUGUCUAGAAAAAAUGGACUUCCGAAGGCUAGAGAAAAUGCGUGCUGCUUUUUUUGCUGUUAGCGGCUGCACGGAAGUUGUGUGUGUGCUGUUUCAUUCUCGUAGGCGUGUGCGAACUUUUGAGAUGGACGUGGAGGAGGAGGACGAUGAAACUGGUGACGAAGAUGAAGAGGAUAAAGAUGCAAAAUUUACUGCCGAGAAAAGUAUCACGGACUUUCAGGACGAUGACAAAGAAAAUAGUUUCUGAAGUAAACCUUUGUGUAAAUCGCU
Molecule: messenger RNA, 2515 nt
Organism: Rhipicephalus microplus (southern cattle tick)
Lineage: Eukaryota; Metazoa; Arthropoda; Arachnida; Ixodida; Ixodidae
Gene: APC4
Product: anaphase-promoting complex subunit 4
Biological process (GO): protein K11-linked ubiquitination; anaphase-promoting complex-dependent catabolic process
Cellular component (GO): nuclear periphery; anaphase-promoting complex
Molecular function (GO): protein binding
Source: RefSeq, a predicted model, not a curated record